This is a messenger RNA of Penicillium verhagenii, 2301 nucleotides long. Its product is annotated as guanine nucleotide exchange factor VPS9. Lineage: Eukaryota; Fungi; Ascomycota; Eurotiomycetes; Eurotiales; Aspergillaceae. The record is from RefSeq and is a predicted model, not a curated record. Gene Ontology annotation, cellular component: endocytic vesicle; cytosol. Gene Ontology annotation, biological process: vesicle-mediated transport. The transcript has 4 exons. The coding region runs from base 1 to 2301 and encodes 766 amino acids. Gene Ontology annotation, molecular function: small GTPase binding; ubiquitin binding; guanyl-nucleotide exchange factor activity.
AUGUCGGCCACCGAAUCAUCACAGUCUCCGGGGCUCGGGCAGAGCAACGAACCCCCGGCUCCAGAGAAUUCCGAACCCAUCGAGAACCCCACGUCGACAGCUGACCUCCCCACCGCCCCGAAUGAUACAUCGAACGAGAACCUACCACAGAACGAGAUGAAUGCGGAGGAAGGAAAUGGGCUGCAAGCCACUCGUGAAGAGCUUGAAGCUCCCGAGGACUCUGUUUUAGCUUCACAACAUUCACAUUCCGUCCUGUCGCAGCCAGUCCCGCUUGAGGGGCAGAUGGAUGAACUAUCAAUAUCAGAGCCGAACACACCCGGGCCUACAGAGAUACAUACCCCCCCUGCACCCCCACUACCUGAAAAAGACGAUGCGUACCUAAAUUUGGCGUCGACCCUAGCUGCGACACCAGCUGCGACCCAAUCGAUGAGCGAAGAGAGCUCUGGCCCAAGCUCCGAAAAGGAGUUGCCAGAAGUGCCUGGAGAUAGCGACCCUGAAUCAAAACAACCCAGGAAGGCCGAAGGGUCUCGAGAAGAUAAUGACUCCCAGCCGGAAAUCCAGAGCAUCAUGGGCCAGUUCCAGGACCCGGCGCGAGUCACUGAUCAAGAACAAAUCAUGUCGCCUCGACUGGAGCUAGCUACUCAGAACUACUUCCCGCCUCGAAAAUCAAGCCUGGACCAUAUUCAGUCACCCGUAACUGGACCCUCCGCUCCCUCCCCGCAAGCGCCUCAUGCACCGUCGCCUACGACCACAUUUUCUCGUAGAUCGAUCGGUCCCGAUGAUCCGAUGUUGACCCGGCGAUCAUCGACGACUUCAACGAUCCCCCCACCAGAACCCGAGUCAGAUCAGCCGUUUGACUUCCAUCGCUUCUUAGAACAACUACGACACCGCACUGCUGACCCCGUGGCUAAAUUCUUGCGCUCUUUUCUCCUGGAAUUUGGAAAGAAACAAUGGAUGGUCCACGAGCAGGUCAAGAUCAUCAGCGAUUUCCUGGCCUUCAUUACAAAUAAAAUGGCUAUUUGUGAGGUCUGGAGAGAUGUGUCAGAUAGUGAGUUCGAUAAUGCCAAGGAAGGAAUGGAGAAGCUUGUCAUGAAUCGCCUGUAUUCUCAGACAUUUGCACCGGCUAUUCCCGCCCCUCCCACGAUCCCUCGGAGUGCAAGCCGCAGUCGACGGAGAGAGAUCGAGAGACUACAUGGACCUUGGAGAAGAGGCCAGCAUCAGGAAGACAUUGAGCGUGAUGAUAUUUUGGCCCAGAAGAUUCGUAUCUACAGCUGGAUUAGUGAAGAACACCUGGAUAUUCCUCCUGUGAGCGGUGGUGGCCGUCGUUUCCUCAACCUGGCGCAACAAGAAUUACUCAAGCUGAAUGGCUACCGUGCUCCACGUGAUAAGGUCAUCUGCAUCUUGAAUUGCUGCAAGGUCAUUUUUGGCCUGUUGCGCAAUAGCAAAAAAGCCGACACCUCCGCAGACUCUUUUGUUCCACUUCUGAUCUACGUGGUGCUCCAUGCGAACCCCGAUCACCUUGUCUCCAACAUUCAAUAUAUCUUGCGUUUCCGCAAUCAAGACAAGCUCGGCGGUGAGGCGGGCUAUUAUCUAUCUUCGCUAUCUGGAGCUAUACAAUUCAUCGAAACCUUAGACCGCACCAGCAUCACUGUCAGUGAUGAAGAGUUUGAGCGCAAUGUUGAGGCUGCUGUCUCCGCAAUCGCUGAACAGAACCGGGAAACAGAACCUUUGAAUGAGAAACGCUCGAACCAACCCACUACCCCCAGUGCCUCCACACAACCGCAGCCAGGGCCAAGUCGCAAAGAAACCACACAAUCAAGCGACGAAGACACCUCCUCCGCACCUGUCGCGGGCCUUCUGCGUACCAUCCAGAAACCUUUAUCUACCAUUGGUCGCAUUUUCUCCGACGAGAGUGACAGUAACUCCCCUCAAGAUCGUCCUCUUCACCCUGCCGUAACUCCUCAACCGGUGCCCCCUCGCCUCAAUCCCAAUGUUUACCAACCCCCGCGCUCCAGCAGUGAGGGCAGACGUUCAGGUGAUGAGCGUGUGCCCCCACGCCAGGACAGUGCUAAGAAAAAUCUGACCCGUGUUCUGGACGCUCAAGAUGCGGCUGCUAGGCAGGCCAGCGCAGAAGAUGCGGAGGCACGACGCAUUCAGAGCGCUGAGCAUAACAAUGUUGUCGAAACAUUAUCAAACAUGUUCCCCAACCUGGACCGCGACGUUAUCGACGAUGUGGUCAAAAUUAAAGAAGGAAGGGUUGGCCUUGCCGUCGACGCAUGUCUCGCUCUUAGCGCAGAAUAG